AGAACAGGGGAGAGUUGGGGAGCAGAGAAGCCACAAUGAGAAGAAGUAUGCCUCUGUUUGUGUCACAAUGCAUACUGCUGUGUGUGCUGAUGGGUGGGACAGUGUGUGCCUGCAUGUUGAAGAAUCACACCUUGUGGAUUGAGAGGCACGACUGUGCCCAGUGUGUGGCAAUCAACACGACCAUCUGCAGUGGCUACUGUUACACACAGGACACCAAUUUUAAGGGCCGCUUUGGGAGGACCUUCCUGAUCCAGCGUAGCUGUGUGCCUCUAUCCCUGGUGUACCGACCGGCCUGUUUUCCUGGCUGCUCUAAGGAUGCCGCCCCACAGGUGUAUUAUCCCGUGGCCCGCUGCUGUAGCUGUAAGCGCUGUGACACACGCACACACAACUGUGUCCGCACCGGCCAAAACUCUUACGACCAGUGCCCCAAGACGCAUGGGAGCGUGAAGUACCAGAACCAGUCCGCCUCUGAAAUGUCACAAGACAUGUACACACAUUGCAAAUGAUAAAGCUGUAACCUAAUGGAGCAGUUUCUGCUCGCUUAUAUUACUGUAGUUCAACUUAUCUCCUUAGCUGUUCGUGUUGUGCUUUUUUUUUGUAAUUUGUUAGGAAAUGUAUUACAAUAAAACCCUGUGUUGACCAUG
Messenger RNA from Platichthys flesus (European flounder), 644 nucleotides. Its product is annotated as thyrotropin subunit beta-like. Gene Ontology annotation, biological process: G protein-coupled receptor signaling pathway. The coding region runs from base 36 to 506 and encodes 156 amino acids. Gene Ontology annotation, cellular component: extracellular region; cytoplasm. Gene Ontology annotation, molecular function: hormone activity. The transcript has 3 exons. The record is from RefSeq and is a predicted model, not a curated record. Lineage: Eukaryota; Metazoa; Chordata; Actinopteri; Pleuronectiformes; Pleuronectidae.